AUCCAGCUUUCGAUAUAUACAUGCAUUCUUUAAUAAAGUAUAUAUUUUCACAAAGUGUAUAAGAAUUUUAACAUGUACACGUCUAGAGGGCAAGCUUCAACCACCGAUUCAGGCGGCCGAGACGAUGGUCCCGUCGAGGUUACUCUAGGAUAUUGCUGCGCUACCUACUUCUAUAGCAUUAUUUUCAUACUCGUUAUCACUCUUAUCUUUGGAGGUAUGGUCCUUUUGUAUCAUCUUGUCCUAGGCAAAUCUGCUUGUUACAUAGAGCUUUUUGCUCACUCCGUCUCCGUCUCCGUCUCAAACGUCACAAACGCAGCAAACGUUUCAACCGCUGAUUGGAGAACCGGUUUGGUUGCGAAGAGUCCAGUCACCAGAUGUAAACUCUCUCUCCAUACAGUCACGUCGCGUCUCCUUCGUGGCGACGAGGUUAUCUCCCAGGUAUCUCCGUCGCUGGAUGAUUUCGGGAGACUUGUUACCACCGAGAAGAAUGAUGAGCCGGUAACAAUUGUCGACUUCAAACAUGUGGUGACGUCGGGAGUUAACGGCAGCGUGGUUUGGGAUUAUCGUGUGGAGAGUGUCGUAGGGUUGAAGGCGGAAUUUGCACAUGGGUUCUUGUCGGUGAUUUGCAGCGGUAUUCCGGUGAAGUUUACUACGGAUUCGGCGGGGAACGUGUUUGGUUCGUUGCUCGGAGGUAUGCGACGAUGUGGAUAUUCACUCCGGGAUAACUUGAAUUCGGUUUAGAUAUUGAGUCUCUCCGCGAUCUUUGAUAUAGUUAUUGGCAUUAGGUUUAGUUUAUUUUCUUUAUUUCUAUUUUUAGUUUCUAAUUUAAAACGUUUUUAAUUAA
Brassica oleracea var. oleracea is the source of this 844-nucleotide messenger RNA. RefSeq lists its product as uncharacterized. The transcript has a single exon. The record is from RefSeq and is a predicted model, not a curated record. Bases 73 to 741 code for a protein of 222 amino acids. Lineage: Eukaryota; Viridiplantae; Streptophyta; Magnoliopsida; Brassicales; Brassicaceae.